Torulaspora delbrueckii is the source of this 1107-nucleotide messenger RNA. RefSeq names its product Yig1p (gene YIG1). The transcript has a single exon. The record is from RefSeq and is a predicted model, not a curated record. NCBI's taxonomy places the organism in Eukaryota, Fungi, Ascomycota, Saccharomycetes, Saccharomycetales, Saccharomycetaceae. The coding region runs from base 1 to 1107 and encodes 368 amino acids.
AUGGGUAUUCCAAUUUGUCUCUAUGAGCAGUUGACGCAAAGGGAUCUCCAGCGAUAUGAUAGAUGUCCAGCUGGGACCUUAGCGGUGUUGAAAGCGGUUUGGGAAGGUAGAAGAGGCGUCGGGUUUGUUCCUCGGGUUACUGUUGGUGCUGAAUGGACUUUUAGAUGGCGGUUUGAGUUACAGAUUAGGGUUUUGUGGCCUUUGGGGAGUUUGAUUGAGUGGGAAGCCGUUAGGAGUAAAGACUCGUCUCAUUGGUUAUUUUACAAGGAGAAUGGGAGUCAAUUUGUUUUCUAUGAGGAAAGAAGUGAAGAGCUAACGGUAUUGAGAGAUCUAGAACAGUAUUUGGAGGGUUCAAGGAUAGCCAGUGUGGAUUGUUGGGAUGAGAAGCUAGUUCUGGGUCUGGAUAGUGGCCAACUAAAAGUAGUCACGUGGAAAGCAUGUGAUGGGAUUGUUCAACAUGUUAAUACAAUUUUUCUGGGUCCUGGACCAAUACAAAAGGUCUUUACAGGUUUGCUACCUCGUUUUGUGGUUUCUUACUCAGCCCACCAUGGUCUUUUAUGUUCCGACACUCACUCCGGGGUUACUUUCACAUUAUUGCGCGUCCCUCGCGGAGACUUGCAAGUGGCUUUGGAGUUCCCAAGAUUAACUGCAUUCAACGAAUCGCAAGUUUGGCAUAGUGACGACGUUUUACGCGAGCCUUUACAGCAAUUAGAGGUUCCAUUGAGACCUGAAGAGCAUUUGCUCUCGGCCACCCCAUGUGACGAUAAAUUACUAGUUCUAGAAACAGACCGGAGAUUACUCUCCCUUAGCGGACAGCAUUGUCAAACGAUCUUCCACAAGACUGAAGCUUACUGUCAAGUAUCCUGUGCAUACGACCAAGUAGUUGUUGCAGAACAACACCUUUACGGCACAACGCUGACAGUUUACGAAUACUCCCCGGAUCAACAACGCUGGAUCUCGCUGGGCUACUCCGAUAUUCGUGCCAAGUAUAACAUCACCAAAGUACUUCGGCUAGCUUUACUCUCACCGAGAAACAACAACAGGCGCAGUCUUGCCGUUCUCGCAGAUGACGGAUCCAUCCAAUCUUUCAAUAUAGAAUGCUCAUAA